Messenger RNA from Microbotryum saponariae, 3704 nucleotides. The record is from the annotation of a GenBank genome assembly. NCBI's taxonomy places the organism in Eukaryota, Fungi, Basidiomycota, Microbotryomycetes, Microbotryales, Microbotryaceae.
AUGUUUGGAGGAACGAGCAGCUUUGGCGGCUUUGGCCAGCAGCAACAGAACCAGCAGCAACAGCAAUCUCAGCAGCAGCAGCAGCAGCAGCAACAGCAGCCCGGUGGACUCUUCGGUAACACGGCUAGCACAUUUGGUUCGGGUGAGGCUGGCCAGACUUGGCCCUAGAUCGAUGCCGCGUGACUGGUGCGACCUUUCGCGUUGAUCGACGAUGGGCUGCAUCCACGCUCUCGCAGUCUACCCCUUAUGUCCAAUCUUGCUGAUGUAUCCUUGCCCUUUACUCUGUUUCUCCCCAUGUUCACACACCCGCACCACUCUGGGCGAGUUCAGCUUUCGGUCAACCGCAACAAGCGAAUGGCGCCUUUGGCCAGCCAGCCGCCGCGACCCCGAGCUUUGGUACGUUCGCUCUCGCACCUCCAACUGCGGUUCCGCAACGCUGCACUGACUGUGCAAAGUCCCAUCCGGGCGAACAUAUGUAGGCGGCGGGUUCGGCGCGGGCAACACGACAACGCCGGCGUUCGGUCAAGCAGCAUCGACCUCAGCCUUCGGUGCGCAGCCCACCGGGGGCCUCUUUGGUACACCGGCAACCCCGGCUGCCAACACGGGCUUCUCGUUCGGUGCGCGAUGGGUCGUGUUUGCGCAUACGAAUUGAGAGAAUCGUUCCGCUGAUGCCCCUAGAAGGAAUGCCUGCAGGCGGAGGUUCGACCGGCUUUGGCGCCCCAACGACGUCCGCGGCCCCAGCAUCUGGCGGUCUGUUCGGGGCACCCAAGCCCGCUGCAUCGACAUUCGGCGGCUUUGCUGCAGCGGGUCAACAGCAGCAACAACAACCGGCGCCAGGAGGAGGUCUCUUCGGGAGUAAGUCGGAUCUAGAGACUGAGCGGCCGCACCGCGUUCGCACGUCGAGACGGAAGUCACCGCUGACACCCAGUACCUUGGUCGAUCGUGCAGGUGCCGCCGGAGGCUUCGGUCAACAAGUCCAGAUUGCACCUGGUUCGGGGACCGCUGCGGUACAAUACCAGCCGACGACGGUGAUGGAACCGCCAAAAGAAGAAGGCAAACCGGAUCCACCAAACCAGACGCCGCACCAGUUUCAAAGCAUUUGUUGCAUGCCCCCAUACUCCAAUUACUCGUUCGAGGAGCUGCGCCUACAGGACUAUCAAGCGAACCGCAAGACUCCGACGGCUUCGACCUCGGCCCCGUCCUUUGGGGGAGCGUUCGGGCAAACCACGGCCACGCCAGCGUUCGGUGCGGCGCCGGCACAGGGCGGAGGGCUCUUCGGCUCGACGACACCUGGCUUCGGUGCUGCGCAGCCUGCGACCAAUGCGUUCGGUCAAUCCCAGCCGCAGCAACAGGGUGGGGGUCUGUUCGGUGCUGCCGGCACGAGUGCGUUCGGACAGCCGGCGCAACAAUCGGGAGGUCUUUUUGGCGGCGCCACGAGUCAGCCGGCGCAGACCGGGGGGCUGUUUGGUUCGACCAGCACCGCCGGAACGACGGGAGGGCUCUUUGGGCAACCUCAGCAGCAGCAACAGCAGCAACAAGCCCAGCCGAGCUUUGGGGGCUUCGGGCAGGCCGCCGCCAAGCCGGCCAAUACUGGGUUUUCGUUCGGUGCGACUUCCACCGCUCCCGCUAGUGGAGGACUCUUUGGCCAGACGCAGCAACAGCCGCAGCAGGCGGGUGGCUUGUUUGGGCAACCGCAACAGCAAGCGGGAGCAACGGGCGGUCUCUUUGGGCAACCAGCGCAGAACGCCGGUGCGACGGGGGGCUUCAACUUUGGAGGUGAGUUUUUGCACGGACUCGAUCGGAUCGCGUGGCGUUUGGUGCCGGAGCACAGAUAUGCGUCAACAAGGCGUCGCAGUGUGCGGAACGGGAACACUGACGUUAUCGUGCGAGUGUACAACGUAUUCCAGGUACCUCUUCUGCGGCUAAGCCCCUGUUUGGCUCGGCCCCCACAGCAUCUUCCGCCCCCGCUUUCGGGACCUCGACCGCGGCGAGCGCCCCAAAGCCCGCCUUCAGCUUUGGUGCAGCGCCGGCCGCGGGCGGUAGCCUUUUCGGGACCCCUGCUCAGCAGCAGCAGCAGCAACCUGCUACCAACGGUGAGCCCAUUAUCGGUUCAAUCGUAUUCGCCGGGCUCGGUCUCAGCACACUGACCGUUCUGACUUUUUGGCUCAAUCACAGCCUUUGGGGCCACACCGUCGUCGGGAGGAGGCCUCUUUGGCGGAGGGGGGAACACCUUUGGACAGCCCGCUGCAACACAACAGCAACAGAACACUUCGUCCUUGUUCGGAUCGGGUUCGGGAAGUCUAUUUGGUGCACCGAAACCCGCGGCCCCCACAACCGGGGGUGGCUUGUUCGGCGGAGGGUCGUCGACGACGUCAAGCUUGUUCGGUGCCUCCCAGCCGCAACAGCAGCAGCAAUUCCAGCAGCCUCAGCAACAACAACCGGGAUCGCUGUUUGGCUCGACGAUGCUCGGCGGCUCGUCCGGGUUCGGACAGUCGACCGCGCCCCAGCAAGCGCAGCAACCGACGGCAUAUGCCACGGCCGACGACGUGAACGCGUACGGCGCCAAUCCGUUGUUCCAAGGCUCGGCAUCGCGCACCGGCGCCCCUACUGUCGAGGAGAAGAAGAAGCCCAUUUUCACGUCCUUCCGCGGCACCCCCGUGAACCGCUCGGCGACCAAGAUCACUCGUUUGCGUGGCUUUGGCGGAUCGAGUUUGGUGUCGAAGUCCGCCGGUAAUGGCUCCCCGCUCUCGUUCGGGUCGAGCAUCGGGCCAAACGGAUCGGGAUCGCCUUCGGUCGGCGCAACACCCGGUUCGCCGGCGGGCGGUCGAUCAUCGCCUCUACGACUCGUCAAUGGGAUUGGUGACGAUGCUGCGCUGAGCCCGAACGCGUUCGUGACGCGGCAAUCGUUCAAGAAACUCGUCAUCGCGCCGAAGCACCUCAAUGGUGGCCUCGCCACGGGCUCUCCCGCGCCUGCGGGCUUCAAUGGCUCUGUUGCUUCGAAGAAUGGUGGGACCCGACCCAAGGUUUCGUUCGACCCGGCCGUGGAGACUUCGUCACGGGAGCGCGGACAGCUGGCCGAAUCGACUUCCUCCGCGGCCAAUGAGUCGAGCUUUGCCGGCUUCGAGGCGACCCCGAGCAAAAAGAGCGGCACCAACAGCGGGAGCAGCUUGACCGACGACUCGUUCGCCGCCCAGGUGUCGACGACUCCAGCCGGAUGGCCUCCGCGCCGUUCCCCCGCGAGCGCUGCUUCGACGCCGACCAAGGUCGGUGCGUAUUACACCGUUCCCUCCCUCGAUGCGCUCAAGAAGCUCCCUGCGGCGUCACUUCGCGCCGUUCCGGACCUCGUCGUCGGCCGCGUCGGCUACGGCCGCGUCGCGUUCAAGGCACCCGUCGAUCUGACCACGCUGCCGUCCCUCGACGAUCUCCUUGGCAGCAUCGUCGUCUUCGAGGACCGCAAUUGCUCCGUCUACCCGAACGACUAUGAUGACGACAAGCCCGAAGUUGGGCAAGGUCUGAAUGUGCCCGCGACCAUCACGUUGGAGAAGUGCUGGCCGCUCGACAAGGCGACGCGCAACCCGAUCAAGGACCCCAAGCACCCCAAGUUGUCGCAGCAUAUCAAACGCCUGCGCGGGCUCGAGGGAACCCGCUACAUUGACUUUUCUCCAGAGGACGGCGUGUGGAAGUUUGCGGUCGAAUCAUUUUGA